Arachis duranensis is the source of this 1649-nucleotide messenger RNA. Its product is annotated as transcription factor MYB16. Bases 187 to 1374 code for a protein of 395 amino acids. The record is from RefSeq and is a predicted model, not a curated record. NCBI's taxonomy places the organism in Eukaryota, Viridiplantae, Streptophyta, Magnoliopsida, Fabales, Fabaceae. The transcript has 3 exons.
UACAUUAACAAGUCCAUGUCCUUUUUCUCCCUUUAAUUUCUCUCUCAACUUCUUGUUCUUGUUCUUCUUCUUCUUUAUCUAUCUAUAUAUAAAUAAGAAGAGAUACAAAAGUGAAGUUACUACAAGAGUCUUGAAGCAACUACUAUAGUAGUGUAUUGCAUGUAGUAUUAUUAUUGUUAAUCACAAAUGGGACGCUCACCAUGCUGCGACAAAGUUGGCUUAAAGAAAGGUCCAUGGACUCCUGAAGAGGAUCAGAAACUCUUAGCUUACAUUGAAGAACAUGGCCAUGGAAGCUGGCGUGCUUUACCAUCUAAAGCUGGGCUUCAGAGAUGUGGUAAGAGCUGCAGGCUUAGAUGGACUAAUUAUCUUAGACCUGAUAUUAAAAGGGGAAAGUUUAGUUUGCAAGAAGAACAAACCAUCAUUCAACUUCAUGCCCUAUUAGGGAACAGGUGGUCAGCAAUAGCAACACAUUUGCCAAAGAGAACAGAUAAUGAAAUCAAGAAUUACUGGAACACGCAUCUAAAGAAGAGGCUAACAAAGAUGGGAAUCGAUCCCGUCACUCACAAACCCAAGAACGACACUCUCCUCUCUAGCGACGGUCAAUCCAAGACCGCCGCUAAUCUCUCCCACAUGGCCCAAUGGGAGAGCGCUCGCCUCGAAGCCGAGGCGAGACUAGUCAGAGAAUCGAAACUAAGAUCACACCUCACAACUUCUUCCUCAUCAAACAACAAACCAUCAUCAGAUGUAGUAUCAGCAGCACUCCCACCAACUAUACCCUCUUCUCGUUCUUCUUCUUCUUCCAUUGAUGUCUUGAAAGCUUGGACCAAUGGAGGAUGGUUGAAAUCCAAUGAAGGAAACAACAACAACAACAACAGUGGUGGUGGUGGAAUUGGAGACCUUGAGUCACCUACUUCUACUUUGUCUUUCUCUGAGAACAAUGCACCACCGCCAUUAACAAUCAUGGCUGGUGGUGGUGGCGGAGGAAUAAUUGAAGGGCAUAAUGGUAAUAACGUGAAAGAAGAGGGUAAAGUGUAUGAUAGUCUUCAUGAGUUAACAAUGUCCGCCAUGGAAGGAACGUCAUGGGGUUCUUCGCAUCAACAUCACGAUGUUAUUGUUGGGGAUGGUCACGUCGACGAUGAUGAUGAUGAUCCCAUGGUUGGUGAAGAAGGCUUCACGAAUCUUCUUCUCAAUGCAGCAGCACAAUCUGAUGAUCGGAGUUUGUCUGAAGAAGGUGGUGGAGACGGAGCUAGUGGUGGUAGCGGCGACGGCGACGGUGACGGCAAUGGUAGUGAUUUCUAUGAAGAUAACAAGAACUACUGGAACAGCAUUCUUAACUUAGUAAACUCUUCUCCUUCUGAUUCCCCAAUGUUCUAAUAAUAAAUAUUAAUAAAUAAUAAUAAUAAUCUAAUCAUGGUUUUAAAUCGCGGUUAAUUGCUAUUACAACAUAAUGCUCAUUGUAAUUUAAUUUUCAUGUGGUCUAACUGUGACUGCAAUUUAAAACCAUGAUCAUGAUUUUAUAGUGAGUUACUAUGUUUUGGAGUGUGACUAAUAAUAGUCUUAUAGCAUAAAUAAUAAUAUUCCUUAGAAAAAAGCCUAAUCAAAAGAAAAAAAAAUUGACGCUUAAUUUGCUGAUGCUUAAUUAAUUAUUA